Molecule: messenger RNA, 1672 nt
Organism: Lytechinus pictus (painted urchin)
Lineage: Eukaryota; Metazoa; Echinodermata; Echinoidea; Temnopleuroida; Toxopneustidae
Product: cGMP-specific 3',5'-cyclic phosphodiesterase-like
Exons: 9
Coding region: 1-1098 (365 amino acids)
Biological process (GO): signal transduction
Molecular function (GO): protein binding; 3',5'-cyclic-nucleotide phosphodiesterase activity
Source: RefSeq, a predicted model, not a curated record
AUGUUCCCAGCAAAUCCCUGUCGAGAUCAUUACACAGCAUCCAUUCAGUGUAAUGAUGGUGGUACGAUCAGCGAUGGAAACUUGUCAUGUAUUGAUUCUCUGCUGGUGGCGUUGUCGCUUGAAUAUGAUACCUGUAUGGUGUGUAGGAGUUAUAGAAUGAACUACAGAGCUAACAUUAGUUUUCUUAGGGGUUUUGAACUGACAGAUGAAGAUACUGAGAAACUCAAGACAGUCCCACAUGAGAUGCUGAAAAACUCAAUCAAUGCUACCAUAGCUCGUCAUGUUGCUGAUAAAGGAGAGACAAUCAAUAUUGGCGACUUUGCUGUGCAGAAACAGUUCAAGGAAAAGUGUAAUGUACAGCCAGACUUCAGGAUUCAAUCCGUCCUUUGCCAACCUAUCUAUAACAGUGAGCAAAAGAUUAUUGGUGUAGCUCAGAUGAUCAACAAGGCUGCCAAACAGGCUUUCACAGACCAGGAUGAACAUCUAUUUGAGGCUUUUGCAAUCUUCUGUGGACUGGGUAUCCACAACACUCAGAUGUUUGAAAAUGCUAUGAGGUUAAUGGCCAAGCAACAAGUUGCUCUGGAUGUGCUAUCUUACCAUGCCACAGCUCAACCAGAAGAGGUUGCAAAACUUAAGAAAAGUCGAGUGCCUUCAGCGCAGCAGUUAAAGCUUUAUGAUUUCAGCUUCAGUGACUUUGACCUGACAGAAGACGAGACACUUCAAGGAACACUUAGGAUGUUUAUUGAGUGUAACCUCAUUGAGAAAUACCACAUCCCAUAUGACGUACUAUGUAGAUGGACGUUGAGUGUACGCAAGAACUAUAGACCAGUAAUUUACCAUAAUUGGCGGCAUGCCUUCAACGUGGCCCAAACAAUGUUCUCUAUAGUAAUGACUGGAAAGCUUAGGAAGCUAUUAACAGAUCUGGAGAUUUUCUCUCUCAUUGUUGCCUGUCUCUGCCAUGACCUGGACCAUAGGGGGACGAACAAUACUUUCCAAGUCAAGACAUCUUCCCCACUGUCUUUGCUGUAUGGAACCUCUACCAUGGAACAUCAUCAUUUUGAUCACUGUAUCAUGAUCCUAAACAGUGAGGUGAGUUAAAUUAUGUUUGUCUUGGUGGAAUCAAAUAUCUAUUGUUUAUUUGUAUCAUGAUAUAUGAAUCUUGUAGUCGUGUAUUUAUAGACUGUUUCUUUGAUAACUGAUAAAACAUAGGACAGUUAGUGCACUUGGUAGGGUAGAAUUUUUUCAGUAUCUGUCGUAAGGAUAAUGAAGGGGUAUUUUUUUUCAAAGUGAGAAGGAAAGGAAUAGAUGACCCUUUAAAGGUCAAUUCCACCACAGAAAAAUGUUGAUUUUAAUAAAAAGAGAAAAAUCAAACUAGCAUUAACGCUGAAAAUUUCAUCAAAAUCGGUUGUAAAAUAAGAACGUUAUGACAUAUUCGAGUUUCUCUUAUUUAAAAAAAAAAAGUUAAAUGCACAUCCUAGUCAGUAUACAAAUGAGGGUACUGAUGACAUCACUCACUCACUAUUUCUUUUGUAUUUAAUUAUAUGAAAUAUGAAAUAUUCUAAUUUUCUUGUCAUUGUCCUGUGAAACAAAGUUUUAUUUCUCCUGAACAUAUGGAAUUACCAUUGUUUAACAUUUUAUGGUACAGUCUAGUUGGUCUAUAUUGCAAAUCUAC